This is a messenger RNA of Rhinolophus ferrumequinum (greater horseshoe bat), 5728 nucleotides long. RefSeq names its product leucine rich repeat transmembrane neuronal 2 (gene LRRTM2). The transcript is spliced from 2 exons. Gene Ontology annotation, molecular function: protein binding. The coding region runs from base 615 to 1763 and encodes 382 amino acids. The record is from RefSeq and is a predicted model, not a curated record. Lineage: Eukaryota; Metazoa; Chordata; Mammalia; Chiroptera; Rhinolophidae.
UACAACCUCACGGCUGCUCCCUUACUGAAGGAAUACCAUGUUUUUAAGUCAGGAGUUCUUCUUUCUCGCUUUAUUGUAACUGGGGGUCUUACAACGACCCGCUACUGUUACAAAGCACAGUGCUUUAUAACAGUAAAGCUUCUGGAAAACCCAAACAAAAGACACGUCACCCGGUGACGUCAGCCUAUAUACAGUUCUGUGUGGUCGCAGCACAUAAGCAAAUCCAUUCUUGUGCCGUUUCUCGGAAAAGCUUUUCAGUAAAUGCACUCAUGCUGCUCCAGGAGCUCUUCUCUGCAACAAGCCGCCCAUCUGCCAUCAACAAGUUAAGACCGAGACAACUAACAGCUGCGGAAGGCAGAGACUGACGCUUUGAUUAACCAGCUGAGCAGGGCGAAAUUAAUAACUUAUAUUCCGAACUGAUUGAAGGGAUCAGCGUGGUCACAGAAAAUGUAACCAAUGCUGUUGAGAGGAAUAUCCUAAGGAAAAAACAACUCACCCUGGUGGAUUCAAUUUUACUCAGAAAGCCUGGGACACAGAAAACAGGAAACUGGUGAAAGGCUCCAGCAUGGAGCCUUUUACAGACUCACUGCGCUGAGUCUAACAACCACGACUGAAUGCAGCCUCCAAUGUGCUCAGAAGAAUGGCUGUCAUCUCUGCACCCAGAGCUCUUCUAUGGCCUUCGGAAGCUGCAGACCUUGCAUUUACGGUCCAACUCCCUGCGGACUAUCCCAGUACGCCUAUUCUGGGACUGUCGUAGUCUGGAGUUUCUGGAUUUGAGCACAAACCGUUUGCGAAGUUUGGCUCGCAAUGGAUUUGCGGGAUUAAUCAAACUGAGAGAGCUUCACCUAGAGCACAACCAGCUGACGAAGAUUAAUUUUGCUCAUUUCCUACGGCUAAGCAGUCUGCACACGCUCUUCUUACAAUGGAACAAAAUCAGCAACUUGACUUGUGGAAUGGAGUGGACCUGGGGCACUUUAGAAAAGCUAGACCUGACUGGAAAUGAAAUCAAAGCCAUUGACCUGACAGUGUUUGAAACGAUGCCCAAUCUUAAAAUACUCCUCAUGGAUAACAACAAGUUAAACAGCCUCGAUUCCAAGAUCUUAAACUCCCUGAGAUCCCUCACAACCGUUGGCCUCUCUGGCAAUCUGUGGGAAUGCAGCCCUCGAAUAUGUGCUUUGGCCUCCUGGCUGGGCAGUUUCCAAGGUCGGUGGGAACAUUCCAUCCUGUGCCACAGUCCUGACCACACCCAAGGAGAGGACAUACUAGAUGCAGUCCAUGGAUUUCAGCUCUGCUGGAAUUUAUCAACCACUGUCACAGCCAUGGCUACAACUUAUAGAGAUCCAACCACUGAAUAUACAAAAAGAAUAAGCUCCUCAAGUUACCAUGUGGGAGACAAAGAAAUCCCAACUACUGCAGGCAUAGCAGUUACUACUGAAGAACACUUUCCCGAACCAGACAAUGCCAUCUUCACUCAGCGGGUAAUUACGGGAACAAUGGCUUUGUUGUUUUCUUUCUUUUUUAUUAUUUUUAUAGUAUUCAUCUCCAGGAAGUGCUGCCCUCCCACUUUAAGAAGAAUCAGGCAGUGCUCAAUGAUUCAGAACCACAGGCAGCUCCGAUCCCAAACACGACUCCAUAUGUCAAACAUGUCAGACCAAGGACCGUAUAAUGAAUAUGAACCCACCCAUGAAGGACCCUUCAUCAUCAUUAAUGGUUAUGGACAGUGCAAGUGUCAGCAGCUGCCAUACAAAGAAUGUGAAGUAUAAUAUCUACCCGUCAUCAAAAAGUACAUCAGAUAAGUAACCUAUUUUACAUAGUAGGGGCUAAAUAAAUAUCUAAUUUUUACCAAUGGUGACAUUAAGUCUAAUUUUCAAAACCAAGUGGAGACUUAAGUUUUUGAAGUGUUGAAGUGUUUUUAAUUUUUUUUAAUGAAACCAUAUUUUAAGUGUUAAAUGAAGCAAUGCUCACAUUAAUUUGCACUCUUGUUGGAAAAAUCUAAAAAUGCUUACUUCAAAAUAAGACAUUUUAUGUAUGUGAUUAUAUACUAUUGAGUGUAAACAUUUACAUUAAGGUCUCCAUAUGCUAUUUUUUUCUAUUGAAAACAGUUUGGAAAGAAACUACUGAGCAGGAAAAGAUAUGGAUCAAUACUCGGUUGAUCAUUGCUUUCCAUCCCAAGUACCACAACAGGCUUGCUGCUUAAAAGGAGACCUAGUAAAGUUCUCUUGUAUGAUAAUUUGGUAUUUACUCAAAUCUACAAUUUACUGCCAGUGUGGGAAGUAGCAUUUCAUGUAUGCUGAAGACUGGUAAAUAUUAAACACUCUUCUUCCAGAGUUUUUGCCUAGGUUAAUAGAUAUUAUCAAAGUCCACAUCAAGAAAUCAGAACCCUUUAUAUAAUUCUAAUAAGCUGACUCUAAUAUAUUUCAUCAAUGAAUCCAAGUGAUUGUGGAAAGGUCUGAUUACAAUGAAAUCAAUACUAAAUAAUUACACUGACUUUGUAUCAUACACCUCUAGUUUAACUUAAAAAGGACAUGUUGAUUUUUAUGGAUUUAGACAAUUAUUUUAAACUAGUAUUAAAUUACCAUUUUACUAAUCAGUUUACUAAAUUCUAUAUCUGCAUUUGUAUGUGAAAAAAUAUUUAGAAAUUAUUUUGGAGAGAAGAGAGUCAACAGUCCUAUGACCUGCUCCCUCUAGUUGGAAAGCACACAAAAAAUUCCCUCCCCCUCACCUGUCAUGGUCAAAGAUGCCUUGACAAAGGGGUUAAACCCCUUCUGCCUUUUCCUGAUCUUCAAACCUCAAAGAGCCAAAUGAAAAAUAAUUGGCUAGCAACAGGCAUAACACUGGUUAUCAUCAGAAUAUAUUAUAAAGGAACCAUUAAAAAAUUCACUUUCUAAAUAUUAUAUGCUAAAACUUGGCCUUUUAAUAAAGAUACAUAGUCAUACUGUAACAGCAGUGCCUUCUGAGUGAAGGGAACAACAUAUUACUGGGGCAAACGUUCUCAUGGUAGAACACGCUACACGUUUAUGCAGCCACACAGUGGUCACCCGAAGACGGCACGGAGGUGAGGGGGGGAAAGGGAAAAGCAGCAUUUUGAAAUCUGACUCGCAAAAAACAGCUUAGCUGAAGUUAAAAGGCAGCCAAAAAUGAGGCACAUGGGUAGCUGUAUACAAUCUGCAACAAACAGGCGAAAGCCCGAGGACCUGCAAUUGAAAGGGGGGGGUUGGUGCCCCUCUUAAUACAAACAUUCCAUAAUUAACAAAUGACAAUAUGCCAUACUUUUCAUGCAGAAAAGAGCCACAAGUAUCGUGUUUCUUCGAUUAUGAUUUCUAUGGAGAAACUAUAACAUACUGGGAUUCAGUUGCAAGUUACCAAUUCACACAGAAUUUUUCCAUAAACAAAAUUCCAUGUAUGUAUGUAACAGCAAAAACCAAGAAAUUAGACUACUGACUUGAUUUUGGAAGAAUGAGCAUCUUUACAACUGGCAUUUUACUGUAUGUGAAAAGGGCAUAAUAAAUCCUUAGAGAAAACCAUUACCAUAAAAAAAAGUUCUCUUUUCCUUAACAUGACUAUUUACAUGAUAUCCUUCAUUCAAGGCAUAUUUUCUUCCCUGGACUGAAAUGAAAACAUGUUAAGACUACAGUUUAACCCAUGAGAUUCCACUGUAAUUAAUUUUUUUCUUUUUAAUACCAAGAGAGGGGUGGGUGUCUACCUACAUUUCAAAGAAAAUGUGUCUCAGUAAAAAGCAUGCAAGAUCAUACAUUAUGGUGAAAAUGUGCUCUCUAUAUUUUUCAAGGUGGGUAGAUUAGUUUGGCAAAGUCUCAGCCCAGUCGACUUCAGCUGAUCUUUAGCAGUGAGCAUUUUAUCUCUUGUUAAACCAGCCCCAGGGCCUGCCUGGGCAGGGACAGAAGCUGAUUUUACGGCAUAGAGCACAGCUCACUGCUUCCCUACAGAAGGGCUGGAUCAGAAACCCCCAUUACAAAUGAGAGCUCCACAAGCUAAAAUUUACCAACUCAUUUAUCAGGGUAACCACAGCCAUUUGUCAAGGGAAAGCUUUGUCACAAUACAACUGUGUCCUGAACACUCAAGAUUCCACUAGCCCUGAAGGAUAGCAAAGGAGUAUUUUCCAUCAUUUCAACCACAACCAAAAUUAAUGGAGACUGUGAGUAAAAGGGUGAAAAGUAUUGGCUGGGUAUCCCCACAUUAAUCCUAAAGAUUACAGUUAGUAAAAUGGACCAUCAAUCAGCAAAAUCCUUAAUGUAUGUAGAAAAUUGGAAAAGCAAGCCAUUUAGUAAUUCAGAAGAACAGCAUAGCUAAGGCCAGCAAGGCAUACUUUCAAGUUGAAAAUUAACUGAUUUUUUUUUUUUUUUUGGUCCUCCAUUUUUUGGGUAAUGCUCUCUGAGAAAAGUGAGUAACAAUGCCAAACAGCAUUUUCCUUUUUCAUUAAAGCGCAAACACCCUUUUGAAUUGCCCAUGGAAGGCAGGAUUCCAUUUCAUUUUGGUCUAUUUGUGUUUCGGUAUCAGCACAGGUUUGAAGAUGAGCCUGUUAGUCUUCUGUGCUCUCUUUACCAGCUGGCUAGGGUGCAAGGGCAUCACAGCUACACUGCAGAUCCUGCUAACGCAAUGUUAGGGCUUUUGUUUCUCGGUUUAGUUUUAUCCUCUUCAGUCUCUUCUCUCCCCCCACCCCUUUUAUUUCAUUUUCAAGGUUAGAGGGAAAACGACCACUUAAUCAAGAACCAGAAAAAUAAUUAAAUCUCUCUAGAAAAAGGAAAGUUAAAGAAGGUUAUGAUUCUGUACCCACUUAGUAACCAAGAGCUAGUUUGGAAUCAUUUAUAUUCAUUUCUGUAGCUUGCCAGGGAUUUCAAUCACCUUUCUGAAAUGAGAGUGGGCUGACAAAUUUGCAAAUCCAUACACCAACACAGAGAAUACCCACUGCCAACAUCAAAUAGCAAAGAUACUAAUUUUUUAAGCCAAAAAUCUGCACUAACACAUGUAAUUUCUUAAUGUGCCUAAGUUAAUUUCUGUACUAAUUCAAUGAAUGGAAUUGACUGAACUUCCCAACUCCACUAAUUAUUAAAAUCCAUCUGCUUAUUCUGAUGCUAGUCACCAAGAGCUAGACUCUAUCUUUCCAGUAAAAAUGGGCCCCAUGUAGCACUAGGUCUGAACCCUAAAAUUCAAAACAGGCCUAUCAUUUUCUUACAGCAUACUUCCUAUACACAACUACCGAGGGAAAGAAAACUGUAAAUGCCCUGUUCUCUCCAAAGUGUGGAUAUCAACAUGAAAUUUUGAAAGAAUAUUUUUAGAAGCUGACUUACAUUACCAUUUUUCUAAUAGAGCAAUACAGUGACAGACCUGUCUGAAAAGUCUGUUUGUCUCAAAAAGCACUUUAACCUUUUCAUCUUACUGGUUAAAGUGCUUCAACCAGAAAAAGAUAAAGGUGUAAGGCCACCCAUAGGUAAUUACAUAGUUCUGUUCCUAACCUAGGGCAAACUUGAAUAAUUUAAGGCAAAAAAACAAACAGAAAAUGAUGGUUUAAGCUUUCAUACUGUUAUUGCAAACAUCUGGAAACAUCUGCUACUCUUUCCACUAAUCUAUCCUUCCUUGGUAAUUAAAAAAAAGUUUGAUCUAUGGAAUGUUUGUUGAAACUUCCUAUCAACACUGAGACUGGAAACCAAAAGUACAGUCUAAACACAUUGUGUUCAAUAACCUUUAGAGCCAUUUGUUUGGGGGGUGGGGG